AUGGCAGCCUUCGACCAUAUCAAGGACAUGUACGAUGUUGCUCUAAAGCCUCCUAAUCAUAAUUGGAGAUCCACCAUUGAUUCCUGUGUCAACCACUUGAUGGAGCUCAUUGUCAAUGACAUUCCAGAUAAUGUUGGGCGGGAAUUUGUUUGCUGGGGGUGA
Molecule: messenger RNA, 162 nt
Organism: Prunus armeniaca (apricot)
Lineage: Eukaryota; Viridiplantae; Streptophyta; Magnoliopsida; Rosales; Rosaceae
Source: the annotation of a GenBank genome assembly